Messenger RNA from Acipenser ruthenus (sterlet), 1162 nucleotides. Its product is annotated as mast cell protease 1A-like. Gene Ontology annotation, molecular function: serine-type endopeptidase activity. The coding region runs from base 100 to 846 and encodes 248 amino acids. NCBI's taxonomy places the organism in Eukaryota, Metazoa, Chordata, Actinopteri, Acipenseriformes, Acipenseridae. The transcript is spliced from 5 exons. The record is from RefSeq and is a predicted model, not a curated record. Gene Ontology annotation, biological process: proteolysis.
UGGGUGUGAAGUAGAUAAGCAUCGGUCCUGCACGGUGACUCGCAGUCAGAGCUUAGACUAGCCUGCACAGAGAGAUCGGGGAGAGCCACUGUCCACACAAUGAAGGGCUGCUUCUGCUUGCUUGGGAUUCUUGUCCUGUCUGUCAGGCUGGCAGAUGUUUCUGGCGAUGAGAUCAUUGGGGGUAAGGAGGCCAUACCUCACAGCCGCCCCUACAUGGUCUACUUGGCAAUAAGCAGAGGGAGACGUCGCUGCGGCUGUGGUGGCUUCCUAAUUCGGGAAGACUUUGUCUUGACUGCAGCGCACUGCAAUGGAAAAGAGAUUAGAGCUGUUCUGGGAGCACAUGCAAUAUUGGAGGAAGAAAAUUCUCAGCAGUUUAGGCAUGUGAAGAAGAUCCUCCCUCACCCGCGAUACUGCCAGACAAAUCACGACAUCAUGUUACUGAAGCUGGCAAGCAACGCCACCCUGAAUGAGAACGUGAAAGUGGUGCCGUUGCCGCGGAAACUGGAGGUCGUUCUCCCUGGUACGGAGUGCUCUGUGGCGGGAUGGGGGGCGAUGAAUGUAACAGGGACCGACUCUGCCAAAAAACUCAUGGAGGUCGCUGUGACUGUGAGCAGCUGGCAACAGUGCAGAAGGAGGUGGGAGGAAAAAUUCACAGAGUACAUGAUAUGUGGAGGCACGGCAAACGACGGAGCUUGUAAGGGAGAUUCCGGGGGACCCCUGGUGUGCAGAGGCGUGGCUCAUGGAAUCGUGUCCUUCGGGAGUAAGCCAUGCAGCAAGAGGCCAGACGUGUACACAAAGAUCUCCAUGUACAUGGACUGGAUCCAAGAAACCCUGGCCAACAACUGAGAGCGUCCAGCUGGAUCGCCAUUGCAGUCAGCCUGCUAAGUGACCGCAGCUCCGCACGCUUUGCUAAAAGAUCAAGAAUCAUUGGUUUCCUGCUUUACAUGAUAUAUAUUGAUUUCAAGCAGUGUGUAUUCAAGUACUCCAGUAUUAUCUGAGCACUAUUACUAAUCCUAAUCAGCAGCAUUAUGCAUUUCGCUUGGUUUUGAUUCUUGAAUAGGAAACGUGGUUGAAAAGUGCUUUAGAAAGACAUCUUCAUUGCUGCAUUAGCUUUACCUCUGUUGCCUUGUAAACUCGGCAGUGAAUUAAAGAGUUGAUCAAA